This is a messenger RNA of Ziziphus jujuba (common jujube), 2423 nucleotides long. Its product is annotated as dolichyl-diphosphooligosaccharide--protein glycosyltransferase subunit 2. NCBI's taxonomy places the organism in Eukaryota, Viridiplantae, Streptophyta, Magnoliopsida, Rosales, Rhamnaceae. Gene Ontology annotation, cellular component: membrane; oligosaccharyltransferase complex. Bases 159 to 2288 code for a protein of 709 amino acids. Gene Ontology annotation, biological process: protein N-linked glycosylation. The record is from RefSeq and is a predicted model, not a curated record. The transcript is spliced from 20 exons.
UAUUUCAUAAAAAUAGCGUGUACAUUUUAGGAAUUCCAAAUUUAAAGUCUCAGUCCUCCUAUCUUUAGUUCGCAGCAGUCUUCUUCACACUCCCCUCAGUAGUCGUCGCGUCCUAAGAGACUUCACAGCACUGACCAACUCUGUGUCACAUUUUCCGAAUGGCUACCAGAAACCUAGGAGGAUUUCUGGUGCUGGUUCUUGCGUUUACGAUCUGCGAAGCUGCGUCGGUGUUUCAGCCGAUCUCGGAUUCUCACCUAUCCGCGGCUUUAGAGCUUUUCGCUCCAGUUAGUGGAUCUUUCGGGAGUUUAGAAGAGACAUAUGAAGCCCUAAGAACGUUUGAGAUUCUUGGAAUUGAUAAAAAACCUGACGGAAGCAGCACUACGUGUCAUUCUGUUGAGGAAACUGUCGGGUCAUCAUCCUCUACUCCAAAGGAUUUAUUAUAUGCUUUAAGGGUUAACAGAAUAUUGAAAUGCAAGGUUAAUGAGGAAAAUUUUAAGGGUAUUGUUUCAAUGCUUAAAGCUGCAGUCAAUGAUGCUAGUUCAUUGCUUGAUUUUUACUACUCAGUUGGAAGCUUGGUACUCAUUAAGGAACAGAGUUCUGAUGCUGAUCUACUUCUUGACGAUGCUGAUGGAAUUUUUCAUUCUAUCAAGGCUUUGAGCCAGAGUGAUGGAAGGUGGCGCUAUAGUUCUAACAAUCCUGAAUCUAGUACCUAUGCAGCUGGGUUGGCACUUGAAGCACUUGCUGGAGUUGUGUCAUUGGCAUCUUCUGAAAUUGAUCAAUCGGCGAUUGGUACAUUAAAAAGUGAUAUAUUAAAGCUUUUUGACAGUAUUGAGAAAUAUGAUGAUGGGGCCUUUUAUUUUGAUGAAAAAGUUGUUGGUGCACGUCAGCAUCAUGGUCCUCUUUCAACUACCUCUUCUGUUGUUCGAGGACUCACAGCCUUUGCAUCUGUGACUUCCGGAAACUUAAAUCUUCCUGGGGACAAGAUAUUGGGUUUGGCUAAAUUCUUUCUUGGCAUAGGCAUCCCUGGUGAUGCCAAAGAUUUCUUUAAUCAAAUAGACUCUUUAGCUUGUUUGGAAAACAAUAGGAUUUCUGUCCCAUUGAUUUUAUCACUUCCUGCUACUGUGCUUUCCUUGACAAAGAAAGAUCAACUUAAGGUUAAAGUAAAUACUGUGCUUGGUUCGGAUGCACCUCCGCUGACAGUGAAGUUGGUGCGAGCUUCUGUCUCUGGUUCAAAGGAUGUUUCCAUUGAGAACCUGGAUCUCAAGUUUGACAAAGAAAGUGCAUCUCAUUUCUUGGAUGUUUUGCCUAAGACUGUUGAUGUUGGAAAAUAUUUGUUUGUUUUUGAGGUGGUCUUUCAUGACUCUGAACAUGAGAAAGUUUACGCUACUGGAGGGCGAACUCAAGUACCGAUAUUUGUCACAGGAGUUAUCAAAAUUGACAACACAGAAAUUGCCAUACUUGAUAGUGACCUUGGGAGUAUAGAAACCCAAAAAAAGUUAGCAUUUACAUCUUUUAUCCAAAGUUUUAUUGGCCAAGAAACCCAAAAAAAGUUAGAUUUAGCUGGACACAAUGUUGUUUCUCUGUCAGCAAACCACCUCCAAAAGUUGCGGCUAUCCUUUCAAUUGACUACUCCUCUUGGGCAGGUUUUUAAGCCGCAUCAGGCAUUUCUUAAAUUGAGACAUGAGACCAAGGUUGAACAUAUCUUUGUGGUGGGGAACUCCGGCAAGUUUGAGAUAGUUCUAGAUUUUCUUGGGCUUGUUGAGAAGCUUUACUAUCUUUCAGGUAGUUAUGACAUUCAGUUAACUGUUGGUGAUUCUGUAAUGGAGAACUCUUUCUUGAAGGCCAUUGGCCUUAUUGACUUGGAUCUACCAGAAGCACCUGAAAAGGCUGCACGCCCCCCUCUGCAGCCCAUUGAUCCUUACUCAAAAUAUGGGCCCAAGGCAGAGAUAAGCCACAUCUUCAGAGCUCCAGAAAAACUGCCACCUAAGGAGCUCUCUCUUACUUUCUUGGGUCUUACUGUUGUACCAUUCAUUGGAUUUUUGGUCGGGCUAUUACGCUUAGGGGUAAAUCUCAAGAACUUCCCUUCCUCUACAAUACCAGCCACAUUUGCCUUCCUUUUCCACCUUGGCAUUGCAGCGGUUCUCUUGCUUUAUGUGCUCUUCUGGGUGAAGUUGGAUCUGUUUACAACUUUGAAAGCACUUGGUUUAUUGGGAACUUUCUUGCUCUUUGUGGGACAUAGAAUUCUUUCCCACUUAGCCUCUGCAUCAGCCAAGUUGAAAUCUGCUUAGAGAUUGUUAAGUACUCUUAUUUCCUAAAGGAACGAUGAGGGGACUUCUUAUGUUUUUACCAAUUUUGUAGGACUAAUUAUGUUAUACCUGUUACUUAUAGAGUUUUAUUAUACAUAGAUUAUUUUUGCAAAACAA